CAUCGAUGUAUUCUUACAUCCCUAGCCUGACUGAGGUUGCAGGAAUCUUCUGGCGUCCCCCUUCUCGUCCUUUCGUAGGCUCUCAUGUGAGACCGCGAGCGUGGAUCUGCGACUGGGACUUCGACUGCUGAGCGCCGGGCGUAGGACAAGAUGACCACCAGCAGUGAGGACGUGCUGCUCCAGAUGGGCGAGGUGCGGUACAAGAAGGGCGACGGCACGCUCUACGUAAUGAACGAGCGUGUGGCCUGGAUGGCGGAACACAGGGACACGGUGACAGUCUCCCAUCGUUAUGCGGAUAUAAAGACCCAAAAGAUAUCUCCUGAGGGCAAACCCAAGGUGCAGCUGCAAGUGGUACUCCACGACGGAAACACAUCAACCUUCCACUUUGUCAACCGCCAGGGACAGGCCGCCAUGCUUGCCGAUAGAGACAAGGUCAAGGAGCUCUUGCAGCAACUGCUUCCCAACUUCAAGCGCAAGGUGGACAAAGACCUGGAAGACAAGAACCGGAUCCUUGUUGAGAAUCCCAACCUGCUGCAGCUCUACAAGGACCUUGUCAUAACCAAAGUCCUAACCAGCGAUGAGUUCUGGGCUACGCAUGCCAAGGAUCACGCCCUUAAGAAAAUGGGCAGGUCCCAGGAGAUCGGUGUUUCUGGCGCCUUUUUGGCCGACAUAAAACCGCAGACAGAUGGCUGCAAUGGCCUCAAGUACAACCUCACCUCUGAUGUGAUUCACUGCAUUUUCAAGACCUAUCCCGCCGUUAAACGCAAACAUUUUGAGAAUGUGCCUGCCAAAAUGUCCGAGGCCGAGUUUUGGACCAAGUUUUUCCAAUCACACUACUUUCAUCGUGACAGACUGACAGCCGGCACAAAAGAUAUAUUUACGGAGUGCGGCAAGAUUGAUGAUCAGGCAUUAAAAGCGGCUGUCCAGCAGGGAGCUGGUGAUCCUUUGCUAGACCUUAAAAAGUUUGAGGAUGUUCCUUUGGAGGAGGGCUUUGGCAGCGUAGCCGGGGACCGCAACGUCGUGAACAGCGGGAAUAUUGUGCACCAAAACAUGAUCAAGCGAUUCAACCAGCAUUCCAUCAUGGUGCUCAAGACCUGUGCUAACGUGACCUCAGCGCCGUCAACUAUGACAAAUGGUACCAAUAAUGCCAACGGGCCUGUUUCUCAAUCCGCCUAUACGAACGGUAUGAAUGGAAAGGCCCAGGCCACCGCGACGAAGAGUUCCGCCGAUCAGGUGGACAAAGACGAGCCGCAGAGCAAAAAGCAACGACUGAUGGAAAAGAUUCACUAUGAGGAUCUCGGGGAUCCUCUAUUGGAGGAAGAAGAUGAUCCCGCCAACGGCGAGAAAGCCAAGUCUAAGCAGUUCGAACUGUCCAAAGUGGAGCGUUACCUCAAUGGCCCUGUCCAGAACAGCAUGUACGACAACCACAACGAUCCAAUGAGUCUGGAAGAGGUACAGUACAAGCUGGUGCGGAAUUCGGAGUCAUGGCUAAAUCGCAACGUGCAACGAACGUUCAUCUGUUCCAAGGCGGCAGUAAAUGCUCUGGGUGAACUAAGUCCUGGCGGUUCCAUGAUGCGCGGUUUCCAAGAGCAGUCAGCGGGACAACUUGUGCCGAAUGACUUCCAACGAGAGCUGCGCCACUUAUACCUUUCGCUGUCCGAGCUGCUGAAACACUUUUGGAGCUGCUUUCCGCCCACCACAGAAGAGUUGGAGACAAAAUUACAUCGUAUGCACGAGACGUUGCAGCGCUUCAAAAUGGCAAAACUAGUGCCUUUUGAGAACCGCGCUAUGCACGAACUCUCGCCACUGCGAUCCUCGCUGACGCAGCACAUGAACCAGCUGCUGCGCACCGCCAACAGCAAGUUCGCCACUUGGAAGGAGCGAAAACUGCGUAACAACAGGUAGCAAACGCUCAACGGAGGCGAGCUCGAGCAUCUGCCACACACCUCAAGAACCAUUAUUAUAGACUAGGCUUAACUGUAAGAGU
This is a messenger RNA of Drosophila sechellia, 1987 nucleotides long. It is a transcript of the gene Tfb1, whose product is annotated as transcription factor B1. The record is from RefSeq and is a predicted model, not a curated record. NCBI's taxonomy places the organism in Eukaryota, Metazoa, Arthropoda, Insecta, Diptera, Drosophilidae. Gene Ontology annotation, biological process: DNA-templated transcription; nucleotide-excision repair. The transcript is spliced from 6 exons. Gene Ontology annotation, cellular component: transcription factor TFIIH core complex. The coding region runs from base 151 to 1905 and encodes 584 amino acids.